CUCUUUUCCUGUGGAGGAGUUAUUGCAGAUAGGUAGUGGUGGUGAUGGGUCCGUGACAAAAACCAGGAGUUUUGUUUGCUUUCUUUUGGUCCUCUUUCAUAUGGAUAUUUCCUUUUCAGUCUCAUUCUUUAGAACACAGUCUUCAGUGACACCACUGAGUCUUUCUUUUCCCUCUCAUCCUCAUUCCAUCUCCUUUCAUCAUCUAACUGCCCCUGUCAAUCUCCCCUCUCCAUUAUUUUUCUUCAGAAAUAUUUCAGUUCUCACCUAGGCUACUAUUUUUAUAGUACCCCCAGACACCACAAGCUCCCAGCGUCACAGAGCUUUGCAGAUCUCUGAAAAGUGGCCACAACCUCCUCUCUCCAAACUCGUAAAAUUGGCUGCUAUCUCCUGCUAAAGUCUGACUCCAUGCUUCCAGUCUGUUUUUGCCGUCUCAAUCACACAUUCCCACCAGUCUCUUGUAGAGUGGUUUGUAUGUUUUGUUUUUAUACAUAGCAGUGAAACUUAUUUUUGUGCUAUUUAUAAUUAGCUUUAGCCUCUGGAGUACCAAGAAGGUGAUUUUCACCGUUUUUCUUUUCCAAAUACUCCAGUUACAACAUACUGCCAGGAAAGAUGCAUUUGAGCUCUUCUGUCAAGGAGGAGCUCAACAAUAAUUAAUCUUUGUGUAAUGGUGUCCAAGCAUAGCCAUAAACAGAAUUCAUCUGAAAUAGCUGAAAUUCCUGUGUAGACUUUUGGUCUUUCCUAUAAAUAUGUUGUGAUGUUGUGUAAAUCAAGGGGGAAUAGGGACAGUAUAACUGGAAAUAAGCUUAAUCGCUGAAAAAGCUUCAGCUGACUUAACUACUCAGGCUUAUGUAAUGUGAUAAUGUGUUUCAUCUUUAAAAAUGCAAUGGAAUCUUAAAAAUAUCUGCUAAGACAUGUGAGUGCUUGCUUUCUCUAAAGAAAAUUUUAAGGCCAGACAGCCACUGUUUUUUGUUUUUUGUUUUUGUGUGUGUGUGUGUGUUUUUUUGUGUGUGUGUGUUUUUUUGGCUGAAGUACGCUGAGGAUGCCAAAUGUCUUUUAGUGCCAGAGGGGUGCCAAGAUUCUGGGUAAAUCCUCUGUUUCAUGCACCUCCCAUUUUUCCCAUGCACACAAGGACCCAUUUCUUGUAUACCUGCAGCUAUUUUCUUCUUUCUCCUCUCUGUUAAUCCCCUAGUUUUGCAAGAAUAGGAAGGACUGAGUCAUGCCAAGCAGGACUCAGCUGAUGUGAAGAUAUGUGAUUCCGGAACUGCUGCCCAAGUCUCCACCACCCAUCUGGUGCCUCAACAUGCAGGACUCAAAAAACCCUGCCAGGCCCUCCUGCUGCCUCUUUGGUGUACAUAGAAGUACUGCAGCUUUAUUGGGGUCAGGAAAGGAUUUCAAGGACGGUGUCAUUGAAACAGUUGCCAAAAUUUCAUCAUCUGUGUCAGCCAGAAGCUCUCUUCUCCUGGACCAAAGAUGGGUUUGUUUUCCUGUUGUUAUUUGGAGGCACAGUUUUCCAGCAGUGAAGUUUCUAAAGCUUUUCUUCAAGGACCUCUUUCGCAAGAGGGGAUCGAAGCACUCAAAGCUCUACAGAGACAAACCUGCCAAAGAGGAGCAAACCAGAGCAAUGUCGCUGGCGGGGGUAAGCUGCCUGGUGACCGGCGCAGGAGGGUUCCUUGGCCAGAGGAUCGUUCGCUUACUGCUGGAAGAAGAUGAGGCGCUGGCUGAGAUCCGGCUGCUGGACAAAGACUUCAGCAGGGAGGCACUCUGGAGCUUUGGCAAGUUCCAGGGCAAGACUGAGGUGAAAAUCCUGGAAGGGGACAUCCGAGAUGUGGAAUUCCUGCACCGUGCCUGUCAGGGGGUCUCGCUCGUCAUCCACACAGCUUCCAUCAUUGACACCUUGGGCCUCGUGGAGAAGCAGCUGCUCUGGGAAGUCAACGUGACAGGUACUCAGAUGCUGCUGGAGGCAUGUGCUCAUUGUAAUGUUCAGCACUUCAUAUAUACCAGCACCAUAGAGGUGGCAGGCCCAAACUGCAGGGGUGACCCAAUUUUCAAUGGUGAUGAAGAUACACCUUAUGAGAGUACAUCCAAAUUUCCUUACGCUCAGAGCAAGAGGCUGGCAGAGGAAUGUGUGCUGAAGGCAGAUGGCCAGAUGUUGAAGGAUGGAGGCGUGCUUGUGACCUGUGCCCUGAGAUCCAUGUACAUUUUUGGAGAAGGAUGCCCAUUUCUUCAAGGUCAUUUGGAUAAGUGUCUACUGAAUAAAAAUGUCUACCUGCGCUUCUCCAGGAAGGAGGCUUUAGUAAACCCUGUGUAUGUGGGGAACAUUGCCUGGGCACACGUGCAGGCAGCCAAAGCUUUGCAGGUCCCACAGAAAGCCAGACACAUCAGGGGGCAGUUCUACUACAUCUCAGAUGACACUCCUCACAUGAGCUACGCAGACCUAAAUUACGAGCUGACCAAGGAGCUGGGCUUUGCAAUUGAGCCGUGGCUCCCCAUGCCUCUGACAAUGCUGUAUUACUUCUCACUGCUAUUGGAGAUCGUGAGCUUCAUGCUCAGGCCCUUUGUCAGGUACAUCCCCUCAACCAACCGCCACCUGGUCACUCUGCUGAACACCCCUUUCACUUUCUCCUACAGAAAGGCACAAAAGGAUUUUGGCUAUGUGCCCCGUUACACGUGGGAAGAGGCAAAGAGGUACACUAGCCAGUGGAUUGCCUCCAUAGUCCCGCAGAGGAGGGAGUACUUAAAAAGCAAAAAAGCCUAAAUGCUAAGAAGAGCUGAGGCCUACCUCAGCAAGGGCCACGAGCCAGAGGGCAGCUGGGGAAACAGCAACAGCAGGUAACUACCCAGUGUUUAAUUGAAAAAAAGAAAAAAAAAAGUGUAAGGGCACCCUCAAUCAUCCCCAGAACCAAAAUAAAUAAAGGUGAAACAUCCGUUUGUUUGUCAAGAACAGUCUGAUCAGGGUAAUGUUAUUGUAUAGUCCUACACUUGGGCAGCACGGAGAUGUUGAAUAAGACUCCACACAGCCCUUCUUUUUACUCUGCACGUUCUUUAAGGCUUUUUAAAGUAAUAAAGGCACAAUUUGCCCUAGGACGAUGACUACAAUUUACAAGCAUGUAUUGUUAGUCUAUACCCAACUCAUUCAGCAUUAUGCAGCAGGCAGAAGCCACUUGAUAGCAAAAGCAGUUAUAAAUCUUGCUCACUUUUUCAGAAACGUUGUCCAGCUUUCUGUAGUACUGACAGUACAACCUGGGUGGAAAUACAGGCAGAGUAAGGCAACAACAUAAUGUUCAGUACAACAUUAUCUUUAAUGAGGGCAGUUGUGUAGAGGGAAAGGAACCAAAUUAUGUCUGUUCUUCAUCCCUUCUCAUUUUCCUAGUUAAGAUUUAUCAAAUGUGAUGGCAGCCCAUGAAAACUAUAGCUGCAACAUGAUGAAAAGGAGAAAAAUAUUGCAGGACAGCCUUGGUCACUGGAGACAUUCCACUGCAGAUUCAAGAUGUUUGAGAACACUGGAGAAAUAGCAAACAUGGCUGAAAAGAAAUAUAACACUAUUUUCAUGUUUCACCUGGGAGCAAAGGUUAACAUUAGCCAGUAGGUGCAUAUAUCCUGUUCCUGUGCUUUUUCUUCUGGCUCUGUGAAGCUUGUGUUGUAAAAGACAACAACUGGUUUUUUGCUUUGUUAUGUUUUGUCUGGGGUUUUUUUGUUUUGUUUUGUUUUUUGUUUUUUGUUUGUUUGUUUGUUUGUUUUUGGCUCAAACCUUGCUUCAUGAGGCCUUUUUGAUUUUGGAUAAGAGAUCUGUAUGUCUCUGGUAAUACUCCUCUUAUGGUUUGUUCGGUGGGAUAUCCUACACACACUAUCCCGUGAAAGUUCUAUAGACUAUAACAACACUUGAACUUGCCAAACUAGUACAUAUAUCUCUCAGCAUUUGAAUUGCUUUGGAAAUGCUCAAAUGGAAAAUUCUAUUCAUAUGUAACUUUGGAGCAACAUGUGGUGUUGCAGUGUGGUGUAGCAAUGCCUUCACUCUGCCCAAGUAGAUGUAACAAAGCCCAAGAAAUUUUCUGUACCGAUUGCGUAACCUUUAACUUUCCCUUACCCCCACCCCUCUUUCCCUGAUGCGUUCCUGAGAUCAAUGGAUGUACUACAAACCACGUUGCACCCACGGUGGUGACUGUCGCGCUUGUUUUCUGCAAAGACUCCUUGCUUUUAUUUCCUAUCUGUUUUCUACUACUCGUCUUCCCCUCCCCAUGCCCCUAAGCAACUCGGAUUUGUAAUAAACUGGUCGAGCUAA
This is a messenger RNA of Gallus gallus (chicken), 4279 nucleotides long. RefSeq names its product hydroxy-delta-5-steroid dehydrogenase, 3 beta- and steroid delta-isomerase 1 (gene HSD3B1). The record is from RefSeq and is a predicted model, not a curated record. Gene Ontology annotation, biological process: steroid biosynthetic process. The transcript has 5 exons. Bases 1301 to 2755 code for a protein of 484 amino acids. Gene Ontology annotation, molecular function: 3-beta-hydroxy-Delta5-steroid dehydrogenase (NAD+) activity. NCBI's taxonomy places the organism in Eukaryota, Metazoa, Chordata, Aves, Galliformes, Phasianidae.